AUGCAACCUGACACGCAAGACGACCGCCAUUGCACAAAGGAAGUUCAAGCGUUGCGAGAACAAAUGUCUCUUUUGGAAGCAAAGCUCAGUCAGUAUGAAUCGUUGGGUGAGAAUCCACGCCCUCCCCGAUUCCAAUAUCUAUAUCGCUUGCGUCAAGCCGAUGGCAUUGAUGACAAUGAUGAUGACAACGAAGGCGAGAUGGAACAUACCUCAACAGUAUUUUCAGAUCCACCGGAGAUUGUAUAUGAUCAGAACGAUAAAGGGCAUCUUAAGUGCAGCCUAGCUCUUCGUGCAUUGGACUUCUUUCUCGCCCUCCACCAGGACAUUUCGUUUGUUGUAUUUCGCGACUAUGACAGUGAGUACGAAGGCGAAGCUUCCUGGGGGGAAGAUAUGCCGCAGAUACCAGCUCCAUUGUCUGAAAGCAUAUAUCCCGUGGCAGGCGAUCUGAAAGAUGCUUUGAAGGUGUUCUUUUAUCAUGUUCCGGAGUUCCAAGAUAUACAAAACCGAUAUGAGUUAACUGGAGAGAUUUUCGCACCAUACCACUUCAUGUACCACAGCCGGGGAAAACUUGACGAAAUAAACAACAGGCUGCCUCGGUCCGCCAAAAAUCAGCUUGAACUCCUGCUGGUGUAUGUGGAAGAGAACUUUUGUCAUGAAUAUGACAUCGUGGACUCGCUUCUGAAAGAUGAGAAGAUUACAACUCGCUAUAUUGACUAUCUUUUCAAACCGGGCGAAGUUGUUGUCGAAGCCAUCGGACAAGAUUAUAUUGGCUACGUUGCAAGCUCAUGGUUGUAUGAGGGAUCGAGCCAAAAGAAUACGCCAAAUGCCUCCAGGCUUCCAACUUGGACUUUCGAAAUGGCACAACCAACUACGAGAAAGCCGCUGGGGGGGGCAGAAGGGGGCUCAUUCGACGCCACAAAAACCAAAAAGCAAACAUUCUUCUGUAGAUAUCUCUAA
Molecule: messenger RNA, 957 nt
Organism: Penicillium pulvis
Lineage: Eukaryota; Fungi; Ascomycota; Eurotiomycetes; Eurotiales; Aspergillaceae
Exons: 1
Coding region: 1-957 (318 amino acids)
Source: RefSeq, a predicted model, not a curated record